AGAGGGAGGGAAGGAGGGAGGCAGCGUACGCGGGCGGGACGGGACGGGCAGCCGGGCGGAGGAGGCGGCGGCGGCGAAGAAGAAGUCACUGGGCUCGGCUUCGGUGGAGGGAGCCGAUGUGGCCGGAGCGGAGGCGCCAGCACGGCCCGAGUCCCGGUUAAUGCGAAGCGCAGCGGGGAGCCGCCAGAAUGAAACGAGGAAGGAAAACUGAUGAGGCCAACAGCAGUUCAUCUGAAGAGACAACUGAGAAAGAAUCCAAGAGACACAAGGUUAUAGACGAGAAAACCGUAGCUGUGCAGAGUCCUGACUGGGCAAACCUGCUUCAAGACAUUAUCCUGCAGGUGUUUCAGUACUUGCCCCUUCUGGACCGUGCUCACGCAUCGCAGGUCUGCCGAAGCUGGAACCAAGUGUUUCAUAUGCCUGAUCUCUGGAGGUGUUUUGAGUUUGAACUGAAUCAACCAGCUACGUCUUACUUGAGGGCUACGCAUCCUGAACUAAUCAAGCAAAUAAUAAAGAGGCAUUCCAAUCACCUGCAGUAUGUAAGCUUCAAGGUGGACAGUAGCAAGGAAUCUGCAGAAGCUGCUUGUGAUAUUUUGUCACAGCUUGUGAAUUGCUCACUGAAAACGCUUGGGCUAAUUUCAACUGCCCGGCCAAGCUUCAUGGAUUUACCAAAGUCUCACUUUAUUUCUGCACUGACAGUGGUGUUUGUAAACUCCAAAUCCCUCUCUUCACUUAAGAUUGAUGAUACACCAGUAGAUGAUCCAUCUCUCAAAGUGCUAGUGGCUAACAACAGUGACACGCUCAAACUGUUGAAAAUGAGCAGCUGUCCUCAUGUUUCUCCAGCUGGUAUCCUUUGCGUGGCUGACCAGUGUCAUGGCUUACGGGAAUUGGCGCUGAACUACCAUCUGCUGAGUGAUGAGCUUCUGCUUGCUUUGUCUUCUGAAAAACACGUCAGGUUAGAACACUUGCGCAUUGAUGUUGUCAGUGAAAAUCCUGGACAGACUCAGUUCCACACGAUUCAAAAGAGCAGCUGGGAUGCUUUCAUCAAGCAUUCUCCUAAAGUAAAUUUAGUCAUGUACUUUUUCUUGUAUGAAGAAGAGUUUGACCCAUUCUUUCGUUACGAAAUACCUGUCACUCACCUUUACUUUGGAAGAUCAGUAAGCAAAGACGUACUUGGCCGCGUUGGGAUGACAUGUCCUCGGUUAGUUGAACUGGUGGUGUGCGCCAACGGAUUGCGGCCGCUGGAUGAGGAGCUGAUCCGUAUUGCGGAACGUUGCAAGUAUCUGUCAGCCGUUGGCCUAGGAGAGUGUGAAGUCUCUUGCAGUGCCUUUGUCGAGUUUGUGAAGAUGUGUGGUGGUCGUCUCUCUCAGCUUUCUAUUAUGGAGGAAGUUUUGAUUCCUGAUCAGAAAUACAGUUUAGAGCAGAUUCAUUGGGAAGUUUCAAAGCAUCUCGGUAGAGUCUGGUUCCCAGACAUGAUGCCCACGUGGUAAAGUCCUUAAAAGACUUCAGGGUGGGUGGAAUAGCACCUUAAACCCAAGCUUACCAUAUUGUAAUUUACUGUAUAAGCUUACUUAAUACUGUAGUUUUUACUAUAAGUUACUCCACUGUUUGAUUAGAAAAUUAAUUUUUCAUUCAAGAGUGAUUUAUGAAAUCCAGAUUGAAAAAUAGAAAUCACGGAUAGCUCCAAAACCCAUUUUCCUCCAAACAAAAAUCUGGUUUAGAUUUGUUCUUUUUCAUUGAUGGUGACGUAAGACUUUGACGGAAAUAAAAAACGUAUUUAAAAUAUUGAAAUGUACGUGCAAAAUACCAGUUUUAAUAUGCUGCCCUUCUUUGACUUAGAUACUAGUAUUGGGCACGAUCAGAUUUGAUUUUAAAAAACAAGCAAAACCCCACCAAAAUUGCAUGUUUCUGUUGCAGAAUUACAGCAUUUCUAAAUUCAGUCACCUAGAUGACAAGAUUAAGAUUAUAAGGAGUAUUUAGUAGGCUGUGAAAUACACACGUUCUUUUAUAUAAACGUCGUAAAAGGCAAGAGCAAUACACAGUAAUAUAGUUUAGACAAUUAAAAUACUAAGUUUGCUACCUUAUUCAACAGAUUAUUAGAUCCGUCUAAAAUGUAGUUAAGAGAGCAAACAAAUAGUAGUGCGAGCUACCAAAAGUGGUGUGGGUUCCCCCCCCAUACAUUUUAAUGUAGUUUGCUUAUGGGGGCUCAGAUCUGUGUCUAAACCUGUUUUAAGGUAUUUUACGUCUAGCUCAGGAAGCGAAAGCAUUCUGGGGACAAAUGUAGAUACAUUGUAUUUAAAAACACAUCGGAGUUAAUGAGCUGUUCUUGCGCGUUAACUGGUUUUGCAGCAUAGGUUUAGGUGGAAUAAUGUAGUGUUUAGUAAAUGAACCCUGCAGUGUUAAAUGGGAUGACGUGGGCGUGAACGGUGUGAGACAAGAAAGUUAAAAUUUGAAUGGUGACCAAGAACCUUUUAACGAAAUCUUAGACCUUUUGGCUGCUUUCAAUUUGAGAGAAAUGACAUUGUAACAGUUGCUUAAGCUGUAUAAACUAAUUGUAUACUGUAAAUCUGUUUCAGAAAUGUUUAUGUAUAAAGUGAAUGUUUGAUAGAUGAUCAUUUUGUAUACCUUUAAUUCAGCUAGUUUGAUCAUUUCAUAAUAUUUAAAAACCUAAAAGCAGUAAACUUGCGUGAAGUAGAGCAGUAGGCAAAAAUCUGUUUUGAAUACUUGGUUAAAUCGAUUUUUAUUAAAGAAAGUUUUUAGUCUGUAAUUGGUGUAGGCAACACAUUGCCUGUGA
This is a messenger RNA of Chroicocephalus ridibundus (black-headed gull), 2794 nucleotides long. RefSeq names its product F-box and leucine rich repeat protein 3 (gene FBXL3). Gene Ontology annotation, molecular function: protein binding. Bases 189 to 1490 code for a protein of 433 amino acids. The record is from RefSeq and is a predicted model, not a curated record. The transcript is spliced from 5 exons. Lineage: Eukaryota; Metazoa; Chordata; Aves; Charadriiformes; Laridae.